Messenger RNA from Suillus discolor, 810 nucleotides. Its product is annotated as ATP11 protein-domain-containing protein. Bases 1 to 810 code for a protein of 269 amino acids. Gene Ontology annotation, cellular component: mitochondrion. The transcript has 2 exons. The record is from RefSeq and is a predicted model, not a curated record. Gene Ontology annotation, biological process: mitochondrial proton-transporting ATP synthase complex assembly. NCBI's taxonomy places the organism in Eukaryota, Fungi, Basidiomycota, Agaricomycetes, Boletales, Suillaceae.
AUGGUUCGAAGCAAGGUAUCAGGAACUUCAAGCGUCCGCAAAGAUAGCUCUCCGGUGAAAGCACUAGAAUCUGUCAUAAACGUCCAAAGGCUGAUGUCAACUCCUCAUACCGCGGAGCAAAUUUCGGCCUUGUGGACGACUUAUCAUGCCUCUCGCACAGGAGGCACGGGAAGGGGAUUUAUCUGUGCAUCGGUACCGAUCAAACUCUAUAACAAAAUGCUUGCCAUAGGAAAGCAAUAUCCCAUGUUUGUCAUGCCUGUCCCUCGGGAAGGCUCUUCAGCCGUAUCACCUGAAGGCCAAGAAAGUGCGGUCGCCCACGAAUUCUAUUUUCUACAAUGGGACUUUCACGCUCCCCCAUUGCCUCCAUCUGCCACCGGUCCCGACCUAUUCUCUCGCGCCCCUCCUAGUAACGCAACCGCCCUGCCCCAGACAGCGACGGUCUUGUUUACACCGCUCCAAGAGUACAAGCUUCGACAGUCGUUCGCGACCCCGUAUCUCAUUCUAACAUUCUACCCCGACUUUGCUCAGACGCAUGGAAUAGUGCUACUUCGCGGCGAGAUCACGCCAUCAGCAGCUACGGCGGCCGCUGUUCCAAGUCUAGGCACGCCAGCCGCCCGUUUUUUACUGAGUCAGAUUGACGCUCAGCUGCUUGCAAUGGGCGUGCAAAAGUUUUAUUUGUGGGGCAAUGAGAGUGAAGAUAGUAGUCAGAAGGGGGAUCAGAAGGCUGAAAAGCUACUCAGGCAGUUCCACGAACAGCCCGAGGAGUUUAAUUGGGCAGAUUUCCUUGAACAUGCCCGUCUUACCUCCUAG